AUGUCACAACGCAAUAAACUUGUCCCUACAAGUUUCGAUGCUCUUGAGAGAGGGCGAGCCUCCUCGUUUGGUUCGCUCGAGUCCAUUAAUGAGGACGAUUCAGCAACACCUACAGAAGCACCGCUGUCCCAGUCAUAUGCUUCCAGAGUGCCGCAGAAUGCAACACAGACACACAGUGAACAUGACUUGCGUCGUCGUCGGUCCUCCAUUGCUAUGCGGUUCAAUUCAAUUCGACAAUUGGGAGGUGUCAACAGUAUAGACAAUUUUGUGAAUUCGUUUCAAAGAGCUGCCGCAUUCCACGAGAUUACACCCGUGAGACGAGGUUCGGUAACACAAGCUUCCACAGAGAACGAAGAGCCACAAGAGUAUGGACAGACAGAACACAGAAGACCGCCCCUGAAAUCGCUGCUGAGCGAGCAGAUGAUAGGAGCUGAACCGCAGUCUCCUACCAGUACGAUCAGACCCAGCCACGACGACAAUACCUUACAGCAUCAGCCCAGCGAAACGACAAGCCUAUUGACACCUCAACCGUCCAUGUCUAUCCACACGAGACUUGGCUCCGAGCAGAAUCUGGGUGUUAGUUACGGCAGUAUCUCUUCUCGACUAUCCUCAACCGCCAGACAUAGGGCCUCCAUCCUGAUACGGCAACAGGUUGAAGCAAGCCAAAGAGCGCGGGAGCUGCCAGACGAGUACAAGGACGAUGUUGUUGAGCGUCCUGUCGAGAUCGAACAGCGCCCUGACGGCGAGGUCAUCGAGCGUACAAUUGGAGAGUCGACAGUUCCCAUGACCAUAUUCAACUCGACGAACGUACUCAUCGGUAUAGGCAUACUUGCCCUACCCCUGGCGGUGCGCUAUUCUGGUUGGGUGAUUGCCCUCACCUUUUUGACCCUGGCAGCAAUUGUCACUGCAUAUACUGCUCGCAUUCUUGCGAAGUGUCUGGAUACAAAUACUGCAUCGACAACAUAUGGCGACAUUGCGUUUCUCGCGCUAGGCUCAUGGGGUAGAGCUCUUGUAGAGGUGUUGUUUAUCCUCGAGCUUAUUGCCGCCAAUGUAGCGUUGGUAAUUUUGUUCGCUGACAGUAUGCAUAGCUUGAUGCCCUCUGUCGGUGUGAUUUAUCUGAAAGUGCUCAUUGCUGUUGGAUUGCUGCCACUGAAUUUUGUCCCCUUCAAGACAUUGUCUGUCACCAGCGUCUUAGGCAUAGGUUGCGUUAUGGGCAUCAUUCUGCUAGUGUUCGUCGAUGGGUUUCUGAAGCCACAAGCUCCGGGGUCACUCAGGCAAGUUGCCACGACACACGCCUUCCCAUCCAACAUAAGGACAGUACCGCUGAGCCUUGGCUUACUCAUGGCCCCUUGGGGCGGUCAUUCGGUCUUUCCAGCAAUAUACAAGGAUAUGCGACAUCCUCAAAAGUAUGGCAAAGCUUUGCAAACGACAUACAUCUUUACCUAUGGUCUCGAUGUGACCAUGGCUAUCCUUGGCUAUCUCAUGUUUGGCGACAUAGUACGUGAUGAAGUCACGGCCAACAUUCUUGGUUCUACAAAAUACCCACGGGUCAUCUCGGUCAUCCUGGUUGUUCUUAUCGCCGUCAUUCCUGUGACCAAGAUUCCGUUGAGCAACCGUCCGAUUCAGGACACUGUCAACAAGAAGUUCCUGAUUGACCUCCGCCAGAUGGAUGCCAAAGCUCGUGCGUACAGUGAGAAAUCGCUCGCACAUCGUCUAGGUCGAGGCAGUAUCUGUGUUCUUCUCAAUCUCGUUUUACUGGGAGUUGCUAUUGGCUUUCCAGACUUCGACUCUAUCAUGGCGCUGAUGGGCUCAGCCCUUUGCUUCACUAUUUGCAUCAUUCUACCUAUCACAUUCUACCUAAAGAUAUUCUGGGGUAGUGAUGAGAUCAAGCGGCCCGAGAGAAUACUGUGUUUUGUACUGAUUGUAAUUUGCACUGUGCUGGCAGUGAUUGGCACGGUCUUUGCGGUUAUGCCGAAAGACAAGAUUGGUGUACAAAGCUGUGAUGGAAAGAUUGCGUGCUUUUGA
Lithohypha guttulata is the source of this 2025-nucleotide messenger RNA. RefSeq lists its product as uncharacterized. The record is from RefSeq and is a predicted model, not a curated record. The transcript has a single exon. Lineage: Eukaryota; Fungi; Ascomycota; Eurotiomycetes; Chaetothyriales; Trichomeriaceae. The coding region runs from base 1 to 2025 and encodes 674 amino acids. Gene Ontology annotation, molecular function: L-glutamine transmembrane transporter activity. Gene Ontology annotation, biological process: proline transport; amino acid transmembrane transport. Gene Ontology annotation, cellular component: fungal-type vacuole membrane.